AUAUUUAAUCGAAAAUGUUGCGUACAAUUUUCUUUGCGAGUGUACUUUUGUUUCUAAUUUCUAGUUCUUGCCAGGAAGAAUAUUUAAAAAAAUAUUCUAUUGAAGAUAACAAUGUAAUGCCAAAAUUAUUUAAAAGCACAAAUUUAAUUGACUUAACAAAAUUUAAAUUUAAGAACAACACAGGAGAACAUGUAGUUAGAGAAAAUAAUAAACGCUCCAAACAACCAAACAUUAAAGAGGAGAAGAAAACAGAGACCAUUCCAGCUGUGAAGAAAGUAAGGUUUACUGAAUUACUAGAAGAACAAACUCGAGACUCUAAACGUAAAAUAAACAAAACGACGCAUUCAAGAAACACGUGUGAUUUUACAAAAACAAUAUCUAAGAAUUCUGAAGACAUAAAAAAUCGAAUUUACAUACCUAGCUAUAAAGUAAAUAUUACAUGGAAUAUUGAUAAUCUUGGUAAUAUGACUGGCCUUGCCAGCAAAGUUGAUAAAAGAAGCACUGGUCUACCAAUGCCUGUACACAAUAGUGCACCUCCAGAUUACUUCGAUUGGAGAGACCAGAAGGCAGUGUCUCCAGUAAAAGAUCAGCAAAGAUGCCAAGCAUGCUGGGCUUUUAGUGCGGUUGCAAACAUAGAGAGCAUGCUGAAGAUCUACUUGAACAAAGAAUACGUAUUAUCGGAGCAAUUCUUAAUAGAUUGUGACUCCGACAGCGGCGGCUGCCGCGGUGGAGCCUCUUUGCUCAGUGUUUUCAGUUUCAUCGUCACUAAAUUAGGUGGUGUUCUCAAGUACCACAACUACGAACCCUACACUGCAAAGCAACAUGAAUGCAAGUAA
This is a messenger RNA of Hyposmocoma kahamanoa, 836 nucleotides long. RefSeq names its product cathepsin K-like. Gene Ontology annotation, cellular component: lysosome. Gene Ontology annotation, molecular function: cysteine-type endopeptidase activity. The coding region runs from base 15 to 836 and encodes 273 amino acids. The transcript is spliced from 3 exons. NCBI's taxonomy places the organism in Eukaryota, Metazoa, Arthropoda, Insecta, Lepidoptera, Cosmopterigidae. The record is from RefSeq and is a predicted model, not a curated record.